GUGCUAAAUAUAUUCUCCAAAAGGUUGAUCCUGUCAUUAUGUAAUGCUUAAUUAGAACACGCCACGUGGCAUCCCCACUGAGAAAACCUUGGAUCCCACAUGCCAAAUAGUCCAUCUAAGUAUAUGAGGACAGACGCCCACCUAAUAGAUCAAACCCAAUGGAAAAUGCUCUACUUCCCUUCCUCAUCCUCACUCUCCUCCUCAAUCUCCGGCCGGCAGAAUCCCCCGAUCCGGCAUGUCAGAACACCUGUGGCUCGUUGACGGUCAAGUACCCCUUUGGCACCGGCUACGGAUGCGGCUCUCCACGGUUCCACCCUUAUGUGACUUGUGUCCACGUGCAAGACCACGACGAGCUGGUCCUCGCCACCCACACCGGUUCAUACCUGGUAACCUCCAUAUCCUACACAACCUCCACCCUAAUCAUCUCCCCACCCUACAUGUCCACUUGUACCUCCAUGAAGCCCUCGCCCAACCUGGGUCUCGACUGGUCCGGUCCGUUCGAGCUCGGCUCCUCGACAUUCGUCCUCCUCCAUUGCAAUCCCCCUGCUACUUCCCUCACCAUCAAGGGCUCACCCAUAUGCGAUAGCAGCUCCUCCAAUCUGUGCGCUUCGAUGUACGCAUGCCCGGCCGUUCUCACCCUCGGGUUGCCACUGUUUUCCCCGACCAACACGUGCUGCGUCUAUUCCCCGGCGAACUUCGAUAGCAAGGGUGAGUUGGACCUUCAGGCCUUGAAAUGUAGCGGGUACGCCCCGGUAGUGUCGCUUGGGGACUACCCGACCGACCCGACGCAGUGGGAGUACGGGGUGGAGCUGAAGUACACACAAGGGGCAUUCGAAAGUAACCACAUGGACACCAAGUGCCCAACUUGUGAGAACAGUGGUGGGGUGUGCGGGUAUGAUAACUCUCCAAGCCUUGCCUUUGUUUGUGUUUGUGGUGGUGGCUAUAACACCACCACGGAUUGCUACACAUAUAAUCAGCUGGAGGGGAUAUUCUGGAGUUCAGCUUCUUCUCCAAGCAGGAAGGAUCGUUGGAGCAGUUUGUUCUACAGUGGCCUGGUUUUGUUUGCUGCGGCCUGUUCGAUGAACCAAAGCUUGAGAAGCUUCUUCUUGCAAGUUGGAAUCAAUCCACGAACGAAUCUGUAAAGACGCAAAGAUCAUGUCAAAGUGGAGAAUAAAGGCUUACUGUCGAUUCUUCACAUAUGAGCGGGCAUCUUCUCUACUUUUGCAUGCAUGGGUUAGGUUCUAUUCUUUUGCUGUUGGACAUGACAUUUGCUAAGGAUUUACUUAGUUAACCUUUUGCUUUGAUUAUC
Molecule: messenger RNA, 1309 nt
Organism: Syzygium oleosum
Lineage: Eukaryota; Viridiplantae; Streptophyta; Magnoliopsida; Myrtales; Myrtaceae
Product: wall-associated receptor kinase-like 20
Exons: 2
Coding region: 159-1142 (327 amino acids)
Molecular function (GO): polysaccharide binding
Source: RefSeq, a predicted model, not a curated record